AUGUCCAAGAGCCUUCAGCAGCACUUCAUUGAAAUCGGCACCGCCGUGGCCGAGCUCGGCGCCAAGGUGACCGCGUUCAGCAAGCACCCGACCCUCAAGCCCGCGCUCGACAUUAUCACCGGCGGGCCCGUCCACAUGCCGGCCGACGCGCCUGAGUGGGCCCAGCAGGCGGGCAUGGGCGUCAACCACCUUCUCCGCGAGGUGGCCGAGCUCCGCGCCGAACUCCGCGCCGCGCAGCUCCAGAACGAGUACAUCAACGCGUGCUGCAUCGCCCGCGCCCUCAACUCGCGCUCUCGCGGCGCCAUGGAGGACGAGCUCGAGCCCCUCCCCACCCUUCCCGUCAUGACUGCCGCGCCCGCGCCCCUCCCCGCCCUCGGCGACGCGCCGGCGUCCUUCCCCGCCACCGUGGGCGCGCUGCGCGACCUCGAGGGCUCGGCCGAGCUCGACGCCCUCCUCGUGGCGUACGGCCUCGAGGCCGGCGGUACCGCCAAGGAGCGCCGCGACCGCUUUGCGAAGCACAUUGGCUGUGUUCUCUGA
Vanrija pseudolonga is the source of this 537-nucleotide messenger RNA. RefSeq lists its product as uncharacterized. NCBI's taxonomy places the organism in Eukaryota, Fungi, Basidiomycota, Tremellomycetes, Trichosporonales, Trichosporonaceae. The record is from RefSeq and is a predicted model, not a curated record. The coding region runs from base 1 to 537 and encodes 178 amino acids. The transcript is spliced from 4 exons.